Molecule: messenger RNA, 1125 nt
Organism: Oreochromis aureus
Lineage: Eukaryota; Metazoa; Chordata; Actinopteri; Cichliformes; Cichlidae
Product: growth/differentiation factor 6-A-like
Exons: 2
Coding region: 1-1125 (374 amino acids)
Biological process (GO): SMAD protein signal transduction; BMP signaling pathway
Cellular component (GO): extracellular region
Molecular function (GO): growth factor activity; cytokine activity
Source: RefSeq, a predicted model, not a curated record
AUGGAGUGGACCGGAGCGUUGCAGUCCAGUUCGCUGUGGGGCGCGAACAUGAGCAUGAUGAGGAGAGAUCGGUCAGUUAACGGCUCGGUGGUCCUCCACGACUACAUGGUGUUUUUAUACCAAACGCUGUCCAAACCUCAAAGCAGAGACUUUGACGUUUCAGACAGAGCAGGAGCUGCUAACACAGUUACAAGUUUUGUGGACCAAGGACGAGAUCCUCCAUCAUGGGAGAGCGGUCAGCGCUACAUAUUCGACUUGUCCAGCCUGGCCAGGAUGGAAGAGCUGGUGGAGGCCGAGCUGAGAAUCCACAGGAAGCCUCCGGCAGACCUUCGACCUGCCCUAACAAGCGGAGGAAACCUUUAUCACAUCCGCCUGUACUCCUGCUCUUCAGAGAGACAACUGCUGGACUCCAGAACUGUCGAGGUUUUGGGUGGUGGUCUUCCCAGGUGGGAGGUGUUUGACGUAUGGUCUGGCAUGAAGGCCCAUCUGAGGAAUCCUUCGGAGCCACCACAGGCCUGCUUCCAGCUCCUGGCCUUCUCUGAACUGACCAACAAGGUGGCUGACCCUCUGGUCCUGGGGCUGGGUCGCACCCCUUGCCCACCCCAGGAGAAAGCUUUGCUGGUGGCUUUCUGGCAUACCGACACCGCCGACAGUCUGUUCGGAGAGGUAACGCGCAGAAUGAAGAGCGGUGGAUUUAGCCUCCUGAAGCCUCCGAAACGUAUUCCAAAACACGUAAAGAAGAACCGCCGGCAUCGACAGAGAGCUCUGUCCAAACGGUCUUUCGGUGGGGCGGCGAGAGCAGGCAGGAGGAGCCGCUGCAGCCGGAAACCGCUGCAUGUGAACUUCAGAGACUUGGGCUGGGACGACUGGAUCAUCGCCCCUUUGGACUACGAGGCGCGCCGCUGCGACGGCACGUGCGACUUCCCGCUGCGCGCCCACCUGGAGCCCACCAACCAUGCUGUCAUCCAGACCCUGAUGAACUCCAUGGACCCUGAUCUCAGCCCACCCAGCUGCUGCGUCCCCUCCAGUCUCAGCCCCAUCAGCAUCCUCUACAUCGACUCAGCCGGCAGCGUGGUCUACAAGCAGUACGACAACAUGGUGGUGGAGAGCUGUGGGUGCCGGUAG